CACUCUCACGCURUACUUAUAACCGUCAAGUCACUGAACGACYCAAGAUGAAUCAAUCGAGUAACAUUACAUCYCUUCCAAGCCUGGUGUGUCCAGUGGCUUCGAAUGCAGCAGUGAUACUACAUGUGAUGGCAUAUUCCAUACUGUUCCUWGGUUCUCUCUUGGGUAACAUUCUCGUCAUUUUUGUCAUUUAUCGGAACAAGAAGAUGAGAACCACKGUGAAUUGGUUUAUCGUUAACAUGUCSAUAUCAGACUUAAUCAUCCCUAUUGUUGUCAUUCCAAGGAAACUGUUUAUCAUAACCACAUCUGAUGCUUGGGCAAUCGAUGGUACAUUGGGCGAGUUUCUGUGCAAGUUUUUUUACUAUAUCGCGGACAUCACGCCAGCUGUCAGUGUCUUGAGCCUAGUAUUUAUGACCAUUGAUCGCUUUUACGCUGUCACUUUCCCCAUGAAAGCAGCACUYAUUUCAAAAUCCUACCGAAUUGUGUUGUUAAUCCUAACCUGGUUGAUCUCCAUUGUGUUCUUUUCGCCAUAUGUUGCCASUCUUAAGCURAUUCCUGCAGGAACUGAUCAGUAUCGGUGUGGAUUUACAUGGAAAGUGAAAUCCCACAUCAUAUUUUCAGCAACAGCAUGCAUAGUGUUUGUGAUAAUCCCAUUCAUUGUACUUCUCGUUUUGUAUUCUCUCAUCCUAGUCAAGCUGCGUAGCMGAAAAGUCACUGGUGAAGAACUGGAACAACAAAGAAAGCGUCGUGAAAAGACAAACAUGGCUGUCAUCAAACUAGCAUCAGCCGUUAUCCUUGCAUUUGCAAUAUGCUGGGGUCCUUAUAACUCACUCGUUUUCGCGUAUAGCUUUGUAUGGGGAUUUCAAGUACCUGGUGAUAUUACAUGUACACUCACCACWGUGAGGUCCACAGUACUCUUCAUCGCCUACUCAAACUCAGCCAUCAAUCCAAUGAUUUAUUUUAUUCUAAACAAAAACUAUCGAGAUGGUUUAAAGAGAUCCAUUACCAGAUCCAAACAGCAAACAAUUCCAAAAACUACCAACAUUUACGUAAGCGAAGAAACUCGUAGUUUGUGUAUGGAAUCCUUGCAACACAGGAUUGGCAAAAUUCACUGACAGCUUGAACAAGUGCGAGAUAGACGGCCGUAGACUAUCCUGCGGCUAGUUAGACGAUUCAAUUGACGUCAUACUAUGCAAUAUAUUAUUKUCACUCCAAUCUGAAUGAAUCAUAUAAUGGUCAUACUAGUUAGUUAUAAUAAAAAAAACCAUACCGCUUUCAGUAAAACUAGACGUCAAUGUAAAUAGCAAAGAUGUACACUCAAAUAACAAGGGAUCAAACUUAAAUCAUGUAUUAAACUACUAGGUGAGACGACAAAGAGGAAAAGUUCGGAUAUUAAUUUGAGUCCAGUAAAGGGUACACUCACCAAAUAAGUCCAUUGAUAGAAAUGGAGCUAUAUAUCUCAAUAUWUAYAAUUUUGAUUAAAACUGUUGUAUAGUCUGUAAAAGUAGAAAUUAAACUUUAAUCACACUUU
Messenger RNA from Exaiptasia diaphana, 1531 nucleotides. Its product is annotated as QRFP-like peptide receptor. The transcript has a single exon. Gene Ontology annotation, biological process: G protein-coupled receptor signaling pathway. Gene Ontology annotation, cellular component: membrane. Lineage: Eukaryota; Metazoa; Cnidaria; Anthozoa; Actiniaria; Aiptasiidae. The record is from RefSeq and is a predicted model, not a curated record. Gene Ontology annotation, molecular function: G protein-coupled receptor activity. The coding region runs from base 48 to 1115 and encodes 355 amino acids.